AGUGAUGAAAGGCAGAUCAUCUUCAAAGCAUGUAAAGAUUAACAAAGUUUGUAAAUCAAUGGAAAAACGCAAAGUUGAUAAGGUUAUAAAAGAGGAGCCUCAUCUCUCUGGCGCGUACAUACGUAGCCUAGUCAAACAUUUAUCCUCUACAAGAACCAAAGAUUCCUUAAAUGGAGAUGAGAAAGUGUUGGAAAAUCUGAAUACAAAUGGGCAAUGUUUUAGUGAUCCUGACAAUAUUAUGCAGCAACAAGAAUCAUCACCGCCGCCACCGCCUAUCAAGAAACAAGUUAGAAGGAGACAACACACAAGUAAGCCUUAUCAAGAAAGGCUUCUAAAUAUGGCUGAGGCUAGAAAGGAAAUUGUGACUGCCCUUAAGUUUCAUAGGGCUUCAAUGAAACAACAAGAAGCAGCCGCUAUUAAUCAUGAUGACCUUGAAUCAAAGCAAUCGCUAGGAUAUUCGGGUUCAAAUAUAAGUACUACUCUUGAAGCUUAUCCUUCCACCACCAAGUUACCCAAUUAUCAUUUAGACCAUCAUCCAAGUUUGUCUUGUCCACCUUCAUUUCCUUGUUAUUGGCCUAUAUCCACAAUUAGUCCUCCCCCUCUCCCACCACCUUAUCAUGAUAAUCUGAAUAUAGUACUUCCUAAUGCACCCUUGGGCUUGAAUCUAAAUAUUCAAGAUUUUCAUAACUUAGAAACCAAUCUUUAUCACAACCCAUUGUCAAAUUAUUCCACUUCAUCCUCCUUAUCAUUAACAUCUUCAUGUUCUUCCUCAUCCUCGUGUGCUUCCUCUUCGGCCGUCACGGCCACCUUGUCAGAGGAGGUGGUGACCCCUUCCACUACCACCUCCUCUGGUGGGGCUAACACGGACGGAGGAGGUUUACAUUAUGCUAUGGAUGAUGAAGAGAUGGAGGAGAUUAGAUCUUUAGGAGAGCAACACCAAAUGGAGUGGAAUGAUACCGUAAACUUGGUGAUGUCAGCUCAGUGGCUCGAGUUUUUGAAGACCAUUGAUAUCGGUCAAGAGGCCGGGAAUGAUUCCCAUCAAUAUGACUAUGAUGACUUUAGUCCUUUUGAUCAAAUUAUGGAAUUCCCACCUUGGCAGCAUGGACAUUGAUGAAAUGGAAGGAAUGGAUGGGGGAUGGAUAGCCUUAAACAGGGGCGUUUUUUUUUUUUGUUUUUAAUUUUUGAGAGUUAUCAAUGUCAAUGUGGUUAUAUUUUUUUAACAUUUUUGAGCUGCUUGUUCCACUUGAUCUACCCUGUCCCCCUCUCUUCUGUGUAAGGCUACAGGGAUAUAUAUAUAUAUAUAUGCCUGGAUAAAAA
Molecule: messenger RNA, 1317 nt
Organism: Erigeron canadensis
Lineage: Eukaryota; Viridiplantae; Streptophyta; Magnoliopsida; Asterales; Asteraceae
Exons: 2
Coding region: 5-1111 (368 amino acids)
Source: RefSeq, a predicted model, not a curated record